Molecule: messenger RNA, 3295 nt
Organism: Aplysia californica (California sea hare)
Lineage: Eukaryota; Metazoa; Mollusca; Gastropoda; Aplysiida; Aplysiidae
Product: sorting nexin-17
Exons: 17
Coding region: 89-1549 (486 amino acids)
Biological process (GO): intracellular protein transport; signal transduction
Cellular component (GO): early endosome
Molecular function (GO): phosphatidylinositol binding
Source: RefSeq, a predicted model, not a curated record
UACAAAAUGGCCGAAGGGGAGUGUUCCUCGUAAUCCUCGAGAAUAAUAUUAUGUUUGUUAGGGUGCAAGUCUGAUAAACUGUGCAAAAAUGCACUUUUCUAUUCCAGAUACCGAAGAAGUGAAGGAGGGCUCCACCUCUUAUACGAUUUACAACAUCUAUGUAAAUGGAGUGUUCCAUUGUAAAGCCAGGUACAAGCAGAUGCGACUGUUUCACGAUGAGCUGAAGAAAGAAUUUGGAGCUCUGGCUUUGCCGGAGUUUCCGAAGAAGAAACUGUUGGCAUUGUCAGCCGUGGAGAUCGAGCAGAGACGAGUGAUGUUGGAGAGGUACAUUCAACUAGUGAGUCAAGACCCGCAGAUGGGAAAUAGCAGUGUCUUCAAUACGUUCCUUUUGACAGCUCAGCAGGAGUCCCAGAUAGAGGAGGCGGAGCGGGUGAGCCUGGACACAUUCCUCAUGAACGGCCACAAGAUCACCAUCAGCCUUAUGUCCACAGACCAGACGGAGGACGUGCUGGAGGCUGUGGCCCAACAAAUAGAAAUUCCUGACGACUUCGUCCAUUACUUUGGUCUUUUCCUGGUCAGAAAGGAGGAGGAUGGAGACAAUUCUAUUGUGCGGCGGCUUCAAGAGUUUGAGUCUCCAUUCCUUUCCCUCAAAGCUGCUUCCAAGGCGGGUGUCCAUAGGAUUGUACUGAGAAAAGGCUACUGGGAUGCGUCCUAUGACGACGACCUCCUGGACAACAAGGUCACCAUGAACCUGCUCUAUGUGCAAGCAAACAGCGACCUGGACAGGCAGUGGGUCUUGGCUACUCGCGAACAGCUGGCUCACCUAGGGAACCUACGCAAGAAGGGCUCUAAGAGAGAGUUUCUGCGACUGGCCCGUACGUUGAAAUACUACGGGUACAUGCAGUUCAAGCCGUGCGUGACCGACUAUCCCCAGGCAGGGACCAGGGUCAUUGUGGCCUCCGGCCAGAGGGAGCUCAACUUCCGGGUGCAGGUGGACGGCUUGAUCAAGGAAGGCAGUUUUAAGAUCACAAGGAUGAGGUGCUGGAGAAUCACCACUGUAUACCCGAACGCUGACGAGAAUUCUCCCAAAUCUUCCAGCCAAGAAUCCCAGCUGGAGUUGUCCUUUGAGUAUUUGAUGUCUCGGGACCACCUCCAGUGGAUUUCCAUCAUCAGUGAUCAGGCAAUGUUGAUGAGCAUGUGCCUGCAGAACAUGGUCGACGAACUCAUCAUGAAGAAACAGGGGAAACGAUUCAAGAAGCCUCAAGACAGACUGAAUGUGAAGAAUGGAGGUCCCUUCAAACAGUUGUCUCGAGAACAUUCCUAUGGAGUAGAGCCCCCCUCCCAGACCAGACACUAUAGCAGCGACAGACAGAAUCCAGAGUCUCCAACUGGACGGAAAAUCCAUGUUCGAAAACUGCCGGAGGACCAAAGUGCAAUUAACAGAGCAAUGGAUUCUGUCAAGAAACUCUCUGGGAAAGGUGGACAGAAGCCGGACCAAAGCAUUAUGGAGAACGACGCCUUUGAGGGGAUUGGUGAUGACGACUUGUGAGAUGGAUGUUUUCGUUAAGACGCCAUGAGAUGAGUGAUUUCCUUAUGACACCGUUGUGUCUGUGUGAUGAGGUCACCAGUCUAAGGGGGACGACUGUGUGUUUUGUGAUGACAGUGUCAUCAGUCUAAGGGGGGCAACUGUGUUGUAAGUUCUGUUGUAAUGGUCAAUGGAAAUGCGUGUGUAUGGAGAUUAUUGCUCUGAGUGUGUACGUAAGUAGGGUACUGUAUGUAUGUGUGUAUGUACGUAAGCCACUGUUUGGGUGUAUGUACGUAAGUUACAGCAGGUGUGCAUAUGUGUGUGUGUGUGUGUGUAUGAACAACUACACUCGGUGUUGAAAUUAUUCUUUUGUUUUCCUUGGAUGAGUUUUGUUUUAAUGUUUAUUGUGUUGUGAGGUGCCUUAGUUUUGUUUGGAUGGUAUUUGUGUGGUCUGAGGAUGCUUUUUGUCUUGUCUGGAGGAUGGAUGUGAUGUGUGGUGUGAGAUUGGUUUAUGUUUGGAUUUAGAGUGUCGUGUGGUGUGAAGAGCCUUUUUGUUUUGUUUUUAUGUCAUGUGUGGUUUGAGGUUGUCAUUUUUUUUUUUAUUAUUACUUUUUUUUUUUUUUAUGUGAUGUGUGGUUUGAGGAUGGUUUUUGCCUCGAUGUGUUUGGAGAAAUUCUUGUGAGUCUUUUGGAUUUGGUCUUUCACAUUAAGUACAGCGAUAAGGACGGUCGAAAUGUCCUGAACUGUUUCCAGAUUGUUGUCAGAUUUGAGCAAUUUCUCCUUCAGUACAUCAAGCUGUGCGCAUACUUGCUCUCUGAUACUUGAGAAAAGGAUACAGAUAAAUGCAUUUAUGUAUGGAGUUGUCUUUCUUGUAUCUUGUGGUAAAAUAUACGUGAAUUUUCUGCUCUAUAUAAGUAGUGAUGUCUCGUUAUCUUCAUUUUUAUUUGUAACACUGUUACAUUUUCUGCAUGAAUAUGUAGCAUUCUUACUUUAUCUGCAUUACUGAUGUGACAUUGUCUGCUUUAUCGUGUAACAUUGUUACAUUUUCUGCAUUAUUAAGUAACCUUGCUACAUUAUCUGCAUCACACUGUUACAUUAUCCACAUUGUUAUAUGUAACAUUUAUGACAUUGUUACAUUACCUGCAUUAUUAUAUGUAACAUUGUUACUUUAUCCGUAUUAUUAUAUGUAACUUUUAUAUGUUAUCUGCAUUCUUUGUGUAAUAAUAAUAUUGCAAAGUUUUUCAAGGGCGUGUUAAAAUUUGUUGUUGACAUAAUGUAAUCAAAAUGUGUGCGGAAAUGCCUAAGCGUAUAAAAAGCCAAACUAAUAUAUAUGACUAAGACUUUUUCCCAUUGUCAUGUCUUUACUGUACAAAGUUAUGAUGAUUUUUUAAAAAAUAUCUGCCGCAAAACUUGAUAAAAAAAAGAACUGGGGAAAUCAGACUCGCAAAAGUUUCUUAAGCUCUUCUUUCUAUAAUCCCCCACCCCCUCCUACCUCUGGAAAGAAAAGAUAUAUUUCACACUUCCUUUUCUCUAUGCCCUACUACCUCAAACAUAUAUUUUGUACAUCCUUCUCUCUAUUCCCUUUUACCCGAAACAGAUAUUUCAUACAUCCUUCUCUCCUGUCCCUCUUACCCUAAACAAAUAUUUCAUACACCUCUCUUUCUGUUUCCUGUUACUUCAAACAAAUAUUUCAUACAUCCUUCUUUCUUGUCCCUCUUACCCUAAACAAAUAUUUCAUACACCUCUCUUUCUGUUUCCUGUUACUUCAAA